Molecule: messenger RNA, 2157 nt
Organism: Lethenteron reissneri (Far Eastern brook lamprey)
Lineage: Eukaryota; Metazoa; Chordata; Hyperoartia; Petromyzontiformes; Petromyzontidae
Gene: CCT5
Product: chaperonin containing TCP1 subunit 5
Biological process (GO): protein folding
Molecular function (GO): ATP-dependent protein folding chaperone; ATP binding; ATP hydrolysis activity
Source: RefSeq, a predicted model, not a curated record
GUGACGUCACCUCCCCUCUCACCCGGCGUCCAUCGAAGCCGCCCGUUCCAGACGCUUCUGCGUGAAGUGGUUAAAUCCGCAGCCAUCCGUGCACGUGGACACUUGUAAGGUGGCCUUGGACGGCUGCAGCAAGAUGUCGCAAAUGGGCACGUUGGCUUUCGAUGAGUAUGGACGACCGUUCAUCAUCAUUAAAGAUCAGGACCGAAAGUCGAGACUCAGCGGCCUGGAUGCAUUGAAGUCGCACAUUAUGGCAGCCAAGUCUGUGGCAAGCACUCUCCGGACAUCGCUUGGACCCAAAGGGCUGGACAAGAUGAUUGUGAGCCAGGAUGGCGAUAUCACGGUGACAAAUGAUGGUGCCACUAUCCUGGGAAUGAUGGACGUGGAACACCAGGUGGCCAAGUUGAUGGUGGAGUUGUCACGCUCCCAGGAUGAUGAGAUCGGAGAUGGCACCACUGGUGUUGUGGUGCUUGCAGGCGCAUUGCUCGAGCAGGCCGAGCAGCUCCUGGACCGAGGAAUUCACCCCAUCCGCAUCUCCGACGGUUACGAGCAAGCGGCGCGCGUGGCCAUUGCUCACCUCGACUCCAUUGCCGAGUCGUACCCCGUGGACCCAGCCAACACCGAGUCCCUCGUGCUCACGGCAAUGACUACGUUGGGCUCCAAGAUUGUGAACCGCUGCCAGCGAAUGAUGGCCGAAAUUGCCGUGAAUGCGGUCCUGUCCGUGGCCGAUCUGGAGCGCAAAGACGUCGACUUCGAACUCAUCAAGGUGGAGGGCAAAGUGGGCGGACGGCUCGACGACACAGCGCUCAUCAAGGGCGUCGUCGUAGACAAGGACUUCAGCCACCCACAGAUGCCCAAGGAGGUGAUUAAUGCCAAGAUCGCCAUUCUUACAUGCCCGUUCGAACCACCAAAGCCCAAGACAAAGCACAAGCUGGAUGUGACAUGUGUCGAGGACUACAAGGCUCUGCUGCAGUAUGAGAAGGAGAAGUUUGCUGAAAUGGUCCGCCAGGUGAAGGAAACUGGAGCGAACCUAGCCAUCUGCCAGUGGGGAUUCGAUGAUGAGGCCAACCACUUGCUUCUGCAGAACGAGCUGCCAGCUGUGCGUUGGGUUGGAGGACACGAGAUUGAGCUGAUCGCCAUCGCGACGGGCGGUCGCAUCGUCCCUCGUUUCUCGGAGCUGACGGCCGACAAACUGGGCCACGCCGGCAUCGUGCGGGAACUGUCCUUUGGCACCACCAAGGAUCACAUGCUGGUCAUCGAGCAGUGCCACAACUCCCGUGCAGUAACCAUCUUCAUCCGCGGAGGCAACAAGAUGAUCAUUGAAGAGGCCAAGCGCUCCAUCCACGAUGCUCUGUGCGUGAUCCGCAACCUGGUGCGAGACAACCGCGUUGUGUACGGAGGCGGAGCUGCUGAAAUCAGCUGCUCAUUAGCCGUUUCGGAAGCUGCGGACAAGUGUGCGACCUUGGAGCAGUACGCGAUGCGUGCGUUCGCCGAUGCGCUGGAGGUGAUUCCCAUGGCGCUGGCCGAGAACAGUGGCCUCAACUCCAUUGGGGCUCUCGCAGAGGUGCGGUCUCGCCAGCUGGCUGAGAAGAAACCCUACCUGGGCAUCAACUGCAUGCAGUCAUCUUCCAAGGGUGACAUGAAGGAACAGCAUGUUAUAGAGACGCUGAUUGGUAAAAAACAACAGAUCUCUCUUGCAACGCAGAUGGUCAAAAUGAUUCUCAAGAUCGAUGACAUUCGAAGCCCUGGCGAGAACAUCGAUUACUAAAAUAUCCACAGGCACCUGCCUCAGCUGAGCCCCCCCCCCCCCCCUCUUUGGUCGAUGCUUUUCAGACAUCCACAGCACGAUGUCUACUUGUGGUCCCGUGAUGAUAUAACAACGCUCACAAAUUGUACUGCUCUUGCAUGUCACCAACAUUAAAUUGCUUAACGUGUUGAUAAACAUUUCUUGACGCUUAUAAUUUUGUACUUGUGUUUCUUAAUUUCUGUGGUGUGAGAACAUGCACAUACACGUUUGUACCAAGAUUUUAUGAUGCAUGUCUGAAGGAUAUUUUUUUGUAAGAGCAGCAGCCUACAUUUACUUAAUACAAAGUCAAAUGUAGUUUUGGAAGCAAGGCUGAGGCACUGAUGUUUAAAACUAAAUACACCUUAUUUGUGUCA